Ictalurus furcatus (blue catfish) is the source of this 4982-nucleotide messenger RNA. It is a transcript of the gene tox2, whose product is annotated as TOX high mobility group box family member 2. Gene Ontology annotation, biological process: regulation of transcription by RNA polymerase II. Gene Ontology annotation, molecular function: chromatin DNA binding. The coding region runs from base 748 to 2376 and encodes 542 amino acids. The transcript is spliced from 10 exons. Gene Ontology annotation, cellular component: nucleus. The record is from RefSeq and is a predicted model, not a curated record. NCBI's taxonomy places the organism in Eukaryota, Metazoa, Chordata, Actinopteri, Siluriformes, Ictaluridae.
UCAUGAGCUUGUUUAUCCGGUGCACUGUCCACUUCCGGUUUCACCUUCCGCUAAUGAUGAUUGUCAAAACCUCUCUCUCUCUCUCUCUCUCUCUCUCUCUCUCUCUCUCCUCUCUCUGUUCCUUUUCCCAACGGCAGAGGUCGCUUGGCAUUUCCCAUGGCUCCUGAACGCAUGGACGCGUUGUCCUACUACUACUACACACUUAAUACCAAACCCGUACACGGCGCGCGACCAUAACGGAUGUGAACGCUGUGUUUUUGAAAAGGUCACGCGCAGGAGUCGUCAGGUCGCAGUUUAGCUAUACAUUCUUACAGACACUUUUUUUUGUUAAUUUUUUUAUAACAGGGUGCACUAUUUCCUGGCUUGUAGGCUGAAAGUGAACUUUAUAUAGCGUUAUAUUUAUAUUGAUAUAUUUGCGGUCGGUCCGGUGAAACCCAAACAGAAGUCAGUACACCGUCCUCAGGCAGAACUGAGCGGAUGAUGCGUGUUUUUUUUUUUGUUUUGUUUUUUUUUCGUGCUGAAGUGAAAAACCGCGAACGGAUGUGAGGGAAAGAGCGCCUGGAGAGAGAGAGAGAGAGAGAGAGAGAGAGAGACUCAACCCCUUUUUUUCUUCUUUCAAUCGUUCUGUUUCUUUUUUGUUUGGGUUAACAAUAGAGCAAGCGCGCCCGAGAGAGAGAGAGAGAGAGAGAGAGAGAGACUCGUAGACGCUGAACCUGUUUUCAUGCCUUCAGUGGAGCGGAGCGGGCGAUGGAUGUGAGAUUUUAUCCUGCACCCCCUUCGAGCGUGGGCUCCUGCACGUUAUCCACCGACUCCAGCCUCGCCUCUCUGGACUAUUACCACUGCAACAAGAACAGAUACAGUGUAGGAGAUCGUGCUAGGCUCUACAGCGGUUUGCCCGUGAGGCCCAACCCUGACGGGAAAAGACUGCCCUCUUCAGGGUUUGAUGGUGAAAACAUGUACAUGAAUGAAAAUAACCAAGAGUUCCUUUCCCCAAGUCAGCAGAACUACUCUGGGCAGGGAGGAGGAAGUGGGAACGGAGGAGGUGGCGGUGACGAGGACUAUGAGAUUCCUCCCAUAACCCCACCAAACCACCCCGAGCCUCCUGUGCUACAUCUGAUGGAUCCAGAGUCCAGCUAUUUGUGUCACUCACUGCCCCAUAACGGCCUGAUCAACCCGUACUCAUACCCCGAGCUGCCGGCUCUCAUGAUGUCCAACAUGCUUGCACAGGACGGUCACCUGCUCUCAAGCCAAAUGCCCUCGAUGCAGGCUCUGGCCGGGUCAGACAGCGGGCACUACCCCCGUGCCCACCAUGCCCCCAAGCUAAACACUCCUCCUACGAUACUGCCCCAUCCCAUGAGCGCUCUGUCCCAGCUCAGCUCUCGGAUUGGCCGAGGCUCCUUUACCUACGCUUCCCCCUCGUCCGUGGGAAGUCAGUCAGCCACGCCCUCCCCUUCGAACUCCACCCAGGAAGAGGAAGCAGAUUACCACGCAAAGAUCACGGGGGAGAAAAGACCCUCCUCAGACAUGAUGAAGCCCAAGCCCAAGCCUCAGAAGAAGAAGAAGAAGAAGGAUCCCAACGAGCCUCAGAAGCCCGUCUCAGCCUACGCCCUCUUCUUCCGGGACACUCAGGCGGCCAUUAAGGGACAGAACCCCAACGCUACGUUCGGAGACGUCUCCAAGAUCGUGGCUUCCAUGUGGGACAGUUUGGGAGAGGAGCAGAAGCAGGGGUAUAAGAGAAAAACAGAAGCGGCUAAGAAGGAGUACCUGAAGGCCCUGGCAGCGUACCGAGCCAGCCUGGUUUCCAAGACCUACAAUGACCCAGUGGAGAGUAAAAGUGCCCAGUCCAGCCAGCCCUCACCCCACAUGAUGCCCCCUAACCCCCCGCUGUACAGUGUGCCCCCUCAGCCUUCCUCUCCUUAUUUGGGCCCGAGUCCCUUCCCUCUAACCGACCUACAGAGUUACGCAGUGGCCGGAGCACCCCGGCAUGCGCUGCCUCGCUCGGCCAUGCUGCCCGCACUCAGUGCCUCCCCUCCAGCCUCGUUCCAAAUCAGCCCCCCUCUACACCAGCAGCUCUCCCUGCACCAGGGCUCGCUCCUCAACCAGCCAAUCCGCAUGCAGCAGGUCCAGUCGCAGCCAAUCAUCUCUCACCAGAUGGGCCUUCAGGCCUCACUCCACUCCCCGGCCCCAGGCCAGCAGGGUUUCUCCCACUUACAGUCAGAAUAUCAGAAGACUGUGGGAGGCUCUCAGUCUCCUGGAGCUCCAAACCCAGUGGGACAGAACCCUGACUGGGACAGUGAGUACUGCAAUCGGGAGUGUGGAGGAAACCACUGCAGUGGCAGCAUGAUAGGCAGGGACAAGCCACUCUACCUCACUUGAAGUGAAUGGAGAAGAAACAAAAAGACGAUGUGUGACAAAAAAAAAGUGAUGAAACAACACCAGGGAGUACCCUACACCUCUCCACCCUUUCCCCCGUCACCUUCUGUUUUUACUCAGUGUCAUUUUCAUUCGUUUUUAGAAGGAUGUGUACGCGUGUUCUGAAGACUACUAGUGAUCCUCUCAUUUUUUUGCCAAGCACUUAAAAUGUACAGGCCUCCCACUGGAGACCUUCCAGAGCACUCUUACUUUCUCUGAAUUUCAAAAAAAAAUAAAUAAUAAAUAAUAAUAAAAAAAAAAACAACAUAGAUAUAUUAAAGGAAAAAUUAAACAAACUACCAUAAACCUGGCCCUCAGGGCAAACGAGCUUUAAUUAAAAUAGAGGAAAGCUUUCCUCUUCUCGAUUACUUUCUCAUGCCCUCGUUUGUUCUUUUAUUUAUUUCUUGCUUGCUACAAUUUUUUUUUUUUGGUUGUUUUUUUUUGUUUUGUUUUAUUUUGUUUUUUAGCCAAUAACAGGUCCUGUACUGUAGAGAAAUACUCUUAUGAUGAAGUCAUUAAAGACCAACAUCUUACUGUAGGUCCAUCUGAUACUCUGUGAAUUUUGAAAAGAUAUUAGUAAGGUCAGAAAAGAAGAAGAAGAAGAAGAAAAAAAAGAAACAGGUGAAUAGAUAAAUACAUUUAAUAACUUUUCUUUCUUUUUUUUUUGUAAUUUUAAAGACCUUAAUAGGUCUUUAAUAAUCUGUCACAGUGUGAUUGUAAAUAUCACUUUUUUUGGGAUCAAAAUUGGAGAAAAAAAAAUAAAAUAAAAUGAAGUCCAGAUAUUUUUUCUUCUUUAAUAUGACUUAUAAUUCAUUAAUUUGUAUUUUAAAUGGUAUCCUAUGAGCGUGUGCUGGAAUGUGUGCAAAUGAGUGUGUGUGUGUGUGUGUGUGUGUGUGUGUUGAAAAAUUGAUCAGCCUGUGCAGAUAUUAGAGGAGUGUUUCACACGAACACAAUCUUGCAUUAAAUCUGUGCUCACUGGUGGAUUGUCGAAUAAAGAUUGAUGGUUCAAAACCAUUACAAACUUUAUGACCCGCGUCUCCGUUCGGGAUCUGCAAAAACUGCAGCUCGGACCGUGUAAAUUAGCAGAAAACCCUGACCCAGGCCUUUUGCUUGUAACAUUUUUCCAAACAGGCUUGUUUUAAGAACCGAAAUUGGUUCAGGAUUCGAUUGGCUUUGUUUGUUAUCUCAGGUUGUACAUUUCAGACGGAUGAAAAACGGGGCCAGGUUUUACAGGAACUGUACUCUAUCUCAAAUACACACCCCCGCCACCCCCCACCCCAGUAUUAAAACAAAGGCAUUCAUUUAAAGGCAAUCAGAGUCGUUCUUUUGGCCUGGUCUGACUGAUGAAUCCAUACCAGUGCAACAUUUAGAGGUGAAUUUAAACCGUGCUCAAUGUGAGAUAUUUCAGCACACAUUUAAAACAACAGUGGGUCUAUAGUUUUCUAGUAGCUUUGCUAGGUGUUAUAUUGUGUUGAUCUCAUCCUUAUGUUUUGUGGGAAAAAAAAUAAUACAUUUGAUCAUUUAGUCAAGCUUUUUUUUUUUUUUCUUUCACUGUAGCAUAAUAUUUUAGUUUGGUUAAAAAAAAAAACUUUUAAGACAUUUAAUUUGUGUACAAACCUGCCAAUUGUAGUUAUUUUAUUUGUAAAGCCAGUAAUUAUAAUUAUUUUAAAUUGUUACCAACUUAUCCUUUUUUUUUUUUUUUUGCAAGUUGCCCAUCAGUUAUUUAAUUGUUUAACAGGUUUCCUAUCUAUUUAUGAACAAAAUGAGAUCAUUUUUGCAUAUAACUACAUUAUUUCGUUUGGAUUUUUUUUUUGUGCUUUUUUGGUUUGAUGAAGAUUGCUUUUGUUUGUUUGUUUGUUUGUUUGUUUGUUUGUUUGUUCGUUCGUUUUUUUACUUUUUGAUACUGGCCUAUUCUUUCCUUGCAGCCAGGUAAUUUUGUGUCACUAUAUCUUUUUGGUUUCAUUUGUCCGUAAUAAAAAAAAAAAAUGUUAAAGGUGAAAUAAAAUGGUCUUUCUUUAUUUAUUUAUUUAUUUCGUAUCUCGUUCAAAACAUCAUAAUGCGGUUACAAACACAAACACAUUUCACACACACACACACACACGCUGUUUCAAAUAUCUUUUCAUAAAAGACAAUCUCAUAAAUGGUUGCUCAUUUUCACCUCACAUAAACCUGAGUUAGUACUAAAUAGAAAUAAUUUUCGAGAGCGAAUUAGUUGAACUCUGAAUACAUGACGUGAAUGCCGAAUUGCACGACCUGCACAGGAAUAAAAAAAACAAAACAAAAAAAAGAAUAACUAAUAAGACGUUACAGCAUAUACGGUCUGAUUAAAACAAAUGCAUUAUAGAGGUUGUACGUCCACAGAGUUUUGAUAUUCUAUAAAGUAUCUGAUGCUUUUUCUAUGCAACAUAGUGUGAAAUGAAAGCUACAGUAUACUGUAGGAUUGCUGAGCACCCCACUUCCCCAAACGCCAUUAUAUGUUUUAUUCAUACCACACCAGGCACCUCUGCUAGUAUUGAAUUGGCAAAUAGAUCAUUAUUGAGCAAUUGGAAACCUGAAGCACCAUUCCGUGC